CGCGCGAGGAAGGCGGCGGGCGUCGGCCGCGAGGAAGAAGAGGACAUCCUUGACGUGCUUCUGGACGGCGGCGGCGGUGCGCCUAUGGACAUCCCGACCAUCCGUGCCGUGAUAAGGGACCUCAUCGGGGCCGGUAGCGAGACCUCCGCGUCGACGCUGCAGUGGGCCAUGGCGGAGCUGAUGCGGAACCCGGCGGCGCUCAGGAGGGCGCAGGCGGAGGUGCGCGGCGCGCGAGCCGGGCAGAGCCGUGUCGGGGAGGAGUCCAUGCAUGAGCUGCCGUACUUGCGGAGGGUGAUCAAGGAGACGCUCCGGCUGCACGCGGUGGGGCCGCUGCUCCUCCCGCGGGAGUGCCGCGAGCCCAGCCGUGUCCUCGGUUAUGACGUGCCGCAGGGCGCAAUGGUGCUGGUCAACGCGUGGGCCAUCGGCCGGGACGAGGCGAGCUGGGGCCCGGACGCCGAGGAGUUCCGGCCGGAGAGGUUCGAGGAGGGGGCCGCCGCGGCGGUGGACUUCCGGGGUGCGGACUUUGAGCUCGUGCCGUUCGGCGCGGGGCGGAGGAUUUGCCCCGGGAUUACGUUCGGGCUCGCCAUCAUAGAGCUCGCGUUGGCGAGCCUCCUCUUCCAUUUCGACUGGGAGCUCCCUGGGGGCACGGAUGAGCUGGACAUGGCGGAGGCGUUCGGGAUCACGGCGAAGAGGAAGAGCGACCUGUGGCUGCAUGCCACCGUCAUCGUGCCACCUAAAUAAGGGCCAGUUCUUUUGAGCUAUCCCGUCGAAAUAAGCUCCGGGUAAGCUUGCUUAAAAAGAAGCUCCAAAUAAUAAGCUAGUCAAUUCUUUUCAGUGCCUAUUUUUAUCUUAUUAUCCGUGGUAUGAUCAAU
Triticum urartu is the source of this 872-nucleotide messenger RNA. RefSeq names its product desmethyl-deoxy-podophyllotoxin synthase. Gene Ontology annotation, molecular function: heme binding; oxidoreductase activity, acting on paired donors, with incorporation or reduction of molecular oxygen; iron ion binding. Lineage: Eukaryota; Viridiplantae; Streptophyta; Magnoliopsida; Poales; Poaceae. The record is from RefSeq and is a predicted model, not a curated record.